Molecule: messenger RNA, 1515 nt
Organism: Drosophila hydei
Lineage: Eukaryota; Metazoa; Arthropoda; Insecta; Diptera; Drosophilidae
Exons: 1
Coding region: 37-738 (233 amino acids)
Source: RefSeq, a predicted model, not a curated record
GUCAUUUGUUGUCGUGUCGAGUCGUGCCGCUCGGAAAUGAAUCAGGUAUGGCUGCUCUUCAAGAUGCUGGAGAUAUUGGCUGGCUGCGUCUGCACAUACGUGCACACUGUUGCCGCGCUGAACCUCGAGGAGCCGAUGAAUCACAAUUUGUUCUUGUGUGGCACCUUUGCCAGCUUUACGCUGCUCGCAGCGAUCCGUUGCAUACGGAUCGGGAUGGGACUGCGCACGCUGCUGCGCUCCCUGCUCUUUCAAAGCAUCUUCGCCACCGUCAUGCACUUCCUGUGCUCUUUGGUAGCCAUGAACUACGCAGAGAACGACUUUCACUUGCAGUUCAUGAGUGACGUGGGCGAGGCGCAGCAUCUCUACUUCAGAUAUUGCCGCUUGCAGAGCAUCAUUUCCCUCAUCACUGGCGGCAUCUAUCUGAUUGAGUGCAUCCUGGUGCUGGAUAUUAUUGUGAAGAUACCGCAGGCGGAUCAUAUGCCCUUGAAUGUUGUCACCGAACCACCGCAGAAGGAGGAAACCUGGCAGCACAUGACCAAUGACGAGCUCGAUACCUGGGCCAGAAUAUCGGCCGACAUUUUCUUCCUGGGCAAAGACUUCGACUUUUGGCUGCGCGUCAACUGCAAGUGGUUUCGUCGAAUAGCUGGCAGCCAGGAACUAAUUCUGUUCCCUGAGGGGUGUACGGAAUCCGAUUCUGUCGAUAUGCAGCAGACCUACACACACGAAAUACUUGGCUGAUAACAAAUCUGGGCAAAUCUGAGGGGCAGCUGUUGGUGACGACGAUGAUGGUCGAACUGAUGCAUCACAUUAGAAUAUCUGAAGUCACGGCUCUAUACAACACGAGUCUUCAAACAAGUUGCCACGACUCAGCACGACUCAACAUGACUGUACACGAACUAACACAACUAUACACGACUUAACAAAGCUAAACAUAACUACAAGUAAUUCUAGUCCAAGCUGACUCAACGCGAACUCAGCCAGUUGUCACACGACUCAGCACGAACUAAAGACGAGCCUUGAAGUGAUUUCUCACGCCUCAAUACAUUGCAAUGCUUCUGCAUACGAACCAUACGAGCCACAUGAUCCACACGAUCCACACGAUCCGCUCAAAUACGUUUUCUCCCUCUGUCGCUUAAAAUUUGAAGUUCGUGUUUAUGGUUGAGCAUCGCUUCGGUUCAUCGGUUCAUCGGCUCUUCGGCUCAUCGCUAGCUCAUAAAUACAUUGUCUGCAAUUUUUAUUUGAAUUUAUGCCUUAAAUUUCAGCUCGAAUUCUCAUAUAUUGCAAUGAGUUAGGCACACACGCACACACACACACCUAUGUAUACGGCAUUUAUAUUUAUGGUAUGUCUGGCAGUCGCUCGUGCCGCCCAGAAAUUGCUGUCACAUAUCCAUUUCAUGCAUUUGACUGCCCAAAUUGUCAACUUGACAUGAAAUUAGAAAAGCGCAAAGCAUUUAAACAUGCUCCAAUAUGCAAAUGAAAAUGCUCAAAGAAAUAUUUGUAUACCAGAUACACACA